CUCUGGCUCCCGGACGCUGGUUGCUCAGACUCUCCAAGGAGGCUGCGAUGGAGACAGGAUGACACCGGCCGGGUGUUUUUCGGAGGAAAGUGGCUCUGGGGUGUCGGUGCCUGGCGGCUCUCCGACGCGCGACCUUACCAGAAGACGAGCCGCGUGCCACCUGAGAAGGAAACGAGGAGUGUGUUGCAGCGUGUCGAUGCCCGAGGAUUAUGGACCGACGGUGUGACCGGUUUGGAUAAAGCUGUGCUUCUCGUCUUUAUUUCCUGCAAGCUGGCCACAUUCACUGACGCGCUCCUGUUGGACGUUUUGACUGUCUAAUGUUGAAUGGCGCGCGCUUCCGACGCGAGGCAUAUCGGCGGCGCGUCGUCUCCUCCCUGUCGUCGCCGGACAGACGCGUGUGAAGGGUGCGCGAGCCUGUGGAUAGUUUCCCUGACACUAUGGUACAAUAUUUGACCGUCCGUCGCCGUUUUUCCCCGUGCCACGCUCCAUUGCGCAUGCCCGGCGGCACACACACAACGGCUGUGGCCGACGCCACUUGGCUCCGUCCUGGCACUGAUGUGGGAGCGAAAGUAGCGGGGGAGCGGAGGACCGAAUAAAAACAAUGCGCCGGCAAAGUGGCGGCGUGGCGCCCAAAGGAUUGGACCCGAGAUCCGCCGCCAAGUAGACCGCGCCACAAGCCGAAGAAUGUCAGGGACACCACAUGCAGAGGCCGAAGGGGUAGUAGUCUCCAAAGUACAAGUGAAGAGGGAGAUCAAGACAAUCGUGAGGAAUUUGGAAACCAUCCUGGGAGACCUCAAGGAUGUAGCCAAAGAGCUCAAAGAGGUUGUCCAUGAUAUUGACACCCUGACCUGUGACCUGCAACUGGAGGAGGAUGGACUGACAGACAGCUCCAAGACAGACACACUCAACUCCAGCUCGAGUUCCACCACCACCACUACCACCGCUUCCAGCCUGGAGAAGAUGAAGCUCUUCCCUGAUGACUGUAUCUUUAGAACACCUGGGCCCAUGGUCCCGGUCCUUGUCAACCCCCCUGCAGUACUGACUGUACUGAAGAAACCCCACCCGCCCUUACCACCACCAAGACUUACCCCGCUGAGAGCCGAGGAUCACAACAUUAAGAAUCUGCCUCACCCGACGUUAGUGUUAUCAGGGAAUAUAUCCAAGGCUAACGGGUCUCUGAUGAGGAAUGGCGGCGUUUUCCCGCUGAAAACAAACAGGGAUUUAUUCUCCUCCACACCUUGUUUCAUGUCUAGUGACAGCGGGAUCCCUGAGUCGGGGCUUGUUCCUACAUUGCCCAGGCCCAUGCCCCUCCUCCGUCACGAAAAGAACAAAUGCCCCAAGGCCCCUGGCAGGGAGCCCCGUGAGAGGGAGCGUGUCCGUUUCAGUGAGAAGGUCCAGUACCACGGCUACUGCCCGGACUGUGACCUCCAAUAUGAUGUAGAUGACACAGAACUACACUUACAGGCUGAGCUGGGCGACUUGAGGCUGAGCCCGGUACAUUGCUGCACUUCCUCCUCCCCUCCUCCACCUCAUGCUCUUCCUCAUGAUCUAAUGUUGGAAAACGGCGGCCUCUCGGUCAGCCACAGUUUCCCGCCGACAGCAAACGCUCCUCCACCUUGUGUGCCUCCUCACCCGCCUUCCCAUAAGCCCCAGAAGACGAUCCUACGCAAAUCAACCACCACCACGGUUUGACACCGAAUCCCCUGUUCUGCCUGCCUAAACGUCCUUGAAUCAUUCGUUGUGUUUUCUACUUUAAGAGUGCUUUCUGCUCCAGUUGAACUUUGGAUUAACCAAACAGAGAGAGGAAGGUUUGGGAAAUGGGAAACAAACGGAUUGAUGAAGUGAGCAGAGUAGAGAGGAAGGCAUUGCCAUGGGCGCUGAGACGUACCCAGAGAGAUGUGGAAGAAGCGGGCCCGUUGAGAUACUUGGGGAUGGCACGAGUGGAAGGGACGCUUGUUUCACGCACUGAUCAGCCCUGGUUGAUUGGGCAGGGGAGGCGCCAGAGCUGAGGCCAGGCAUCACCCUUCUCUUUUGCAUAAAGCAGUGAUGGCUCUCAAUCAACAGGAGUCAAGAUCCUGUGGACAAAUUCAUACUUUUUAGGCACUAAACAGUCUCCAGGCACAUGUUACUGUGAAACUACAGAAACUGCGAGAGCAGUCCCUGUAUGUAAAUGCAUAGAGAUAGGUGAAAUUUGGGCUGUGGAGUUGAUAUUUUUGUUACUUAGAAAUAGUUGAAUUAGAAAUUAGAAUGCUGCUGAAUCCCUAUCAUCAAAGGUAAACAGGCAAGUUUAGAUGAAGAGCUACAGUUAGGUCGAAAUGAUGUCAGCCAGUAUAUGAUUCGUGUCUUCACAGGCUUUUUCUCUGUGUAUACUCAGAUGGAAAUCAAUAGCUCCACUCAAUCGAUGGAAUUUGCCUUUUAAAAAUUGUAAUUGUUUGUGUCUGGGGAGCCUGACACGCGGCCUGUGCGCAAAACGCAGCUUUGCCAGAAUGCAGAUAAGGAGAAAAUGAUAUCAUGUCAGUAUGGGCCAUAUGCACAAUCACUGCGUAUUUCGGGAAGUUUGAAAUGAACGAUGACGUGGUCACUGAUCUGUGUCCAGACUUUAUGCCCAUUACAUCAAAAUCUAUGUGCUCAGUUGGUGCCAUGCACGCUAUGUUUUUUCCCCCACAAUAACAUGCAGAAAUACAGUACAGUGUGGCAUAGUUACAUCUUUAAAGGAUUCUUGAAGAAGUAAUAAUUUGCAUAAAAUUUUCUUUGUAUACAAAUAUACAUGGACAUCUUUGAUAUUUAUAUAUUUCAGGCAUUUUUCUACAGAGACUUUAACAUUUAAAGAGAUGAUAUUUUUGAUAUUGUGUUGGAUGACUGAGAGGUAUUUUGACGAAAGCUGACAUUCCCUCAAGGUACGAGUUUUUUCCAGAAGGGCAUAGCAGGAUGAGAUAUUUAUAUCUAGCAAACAGUAUAGUGUUUGUAUGGAUGAACAAAAAAACAAGUGCUUCAGUAUUAUCACUUCUAGACACUUAACAGAAUGGGCUGUAUUAUGAGGAAGGAAAGGAAAGUGGAGAAGAUAGGUGGCAUAAACCAAAUACCUAGAUGUGCUUUAUGAGACAGGAGGCAUGAAAAUGAAUGAAAGAGUGCAUGACUGACUCUUCACUUUGUGCUGCCACCACUGUGUUUUUCUAUGCAUUUCUGUGAAGAGGCUGUCUGUUGGUGGGUCCCACCCCCCCCCCCCCCCCCCCCUCCCAUCUCCACAUAUGAUGAUCAUCAGGUUAAUUCAGCAGUCACUAUAAACCUUGGAAAUACCAUGCUUCUUAUUGGCAAAUUAAGCAUUUGCGAUUAAAUCAUUUUUAAAAGCUAAUUCAUGCAGCACUUAACAAAACCAGAGAUUACACCUGUAACCUCCACUCCUUUGUUCUCACUGGACACAGAGACUGAAUUCAUGACCCAAUUCUGUAUCAAUCAAGAAUCUGUUUCAAAGAUGAUUGGGAUCUGGGUCUCAAAACGCUGUUGGUGAUAAUUUUGUUGCUUGUCCACAAACUGUUUGGAAAACUAAUUGUGAGAAGUAAAACACUUUGCACUUAA
Scophthalmus maximus (turbot) is the source of this 3576-nucleotide messenger RNA. It is a transcript of the gene prr16, whose product is annotated as proline rich 16. Gene Ontology annotation, biological process: positive regulation of translation; positive regulation of cell size. The transcript is spliced from 3 exons. The record is from RefSeq and is a predicted model, not a curated record. Bases 685 to 1692 code for a protein of 335 amino acids. NCBI's taxonomy places the organism in Eukaryota, Metazoa, Chordata, Actinopteri, Pleuronectiformes, Scophthalmidae.